AUGGCAUCAAUAAUAUAUAUGGCUGUUUCGAAAAAAAAUCUAGUUUCAAAUUUUUUCAUUACAUUUCUUGCAGAUUGUGGUGGCGCGGAAUAUGCUCGUGAUAAUGGCAUUCCAGUUAUUGUUUUCCCGAGAAGGAAAGACGAGCAAGGGGCUUUUUCGGCUAAAGACCUCGUAGUUGAACUAAGAUCAUACGAUGUUGACUUCAUUCUUUUAGCCGGUUAUCUUAAACUAAUUCCAUUGGAGUUGGUUCAAGCAUAUCCCAAAUCCAUAUUGAACAUUCACCCUUCACUUCUUCCAGCGUUUGGGGGCAAAGGUUAUUACGGUAUCAAGGUGCAUAAAGCCGUCAUUGCUUCUGGAGCAAGGUAUUCAGGUCCUACAAUUCAUUAUGUCGAUGAGCAAUAUGACACGGGUCGUAUUCUUGCCCAAAGGGUAGUUCGUGUGCUUGCUAACGAUACACCCGAGGACUUAGCUGCAAGGGUUCUUCAUGAGGAACACAAAUUGUACGUAGAGGUAGCAGCUGCCUUGUGUGAGGAACGAAUCAUGUGGCGUGAAGAUGGUGUUCCUAUUAUCCAGAGCAAAGAAAAUCCGAACAACUAUAAUUGAUAAAAUAUGACGAGCAUAUCGAUAUUAUUCGAUCAUUAGCUUGAAAUGUUUUCGGUUUAUUCUUUUCAUCUUUCUUGUUUACGGUUUGGAGAAUUUCAGUCGAAUGUUUAAUUGUAAGAGAAUCGGUAGGAGCAUGCAAAUUUUUAUUUUUUUUUGGUUCUUUUUUUUUCUCUGUAUUUUUCUGUUUAGUCAGAUGAAUGUUGUACUAUUUCUGGAAUUUUGCGAAUGAUAGAUGUGAAAAAAUUGAGGGGAGUAAAAUUUACAUGGUUUCAACUUUCAA
Striga asiatica is the source of this 883-nucleotide messenger RNA. Lineage: Eukaryota; Viridiplantae; Streptophyta; Magnoliopsida; Lamiales; Orobanchaceae. The record is from the annotation of a GenBank genome assembly.